Molecule: messenger RNA, 2194 nt
Organism: Vitrella brassicaformis
Lineage: Eukaryota; Vitrellaceae
Source: the annotation of a GenBank genome assembly
CUCCCGCUGUCUCUCUCUGUCCGUCAGCACAUCCAUGCAUUUGUCCACCUAUCGGACACACAGCGAGUGUCUCAUGUAGAGCUCCAGCAGCGUCAUGUGGAAGGCAUCGCCCCUGACGGCCUCAGACAGGUGGUACAUGAGAAACGGCCGCACCUCUAUUAAGGCACGCUGCAUCGACCGAACUCUCGCCUCGCUGAUGCCCGCCAGGAUGGCGUAUGUGUGUUUGGCCUCUCGCCGCGGCACAAACAUCGCAAGGCUCGUCCAAUCCCAGAAACAUGACUGACACACAGAUACACACACAGAGAGGGAGAGAGAGGGAGAGAGAGGGCGAGAGAGACAGGGGUGUGGUGACGCUUGAUGGGUGAGUGUGUGUGCGGCUAUGUACACCUGCGGCAGCCAGUACGACUCAGCCGUGAUGACAGGGAUGCACCCGAACCUGCAGAUAUGGAUGUUCGGUCGGUGUCUCGCUGAGCCACUCACUUACCAGAUGGCCUGGAGAAGUCGAGGGGACCAAACUCUCGUGCCUUCAGGGCACAGACAGAAGGUGGACCGCUGCAGGUGGUGUGUGUAGGUGGACGUCCUCAGCAUGCGGUCCUCGAUCACAAUCGGACGCUCGUUGCGCGCCCGCGCCCGCAGGAAGGCCUCGAAUAUUUCCCGCCUCAGAUGGCCCUUGUCGGAACUUUCAAUGCCCCACCUGCCCGCAACUGCCGCACACAUACAUGGUCCGCCUCUCUCCCUCUCCCUCUGUGUACGUGUGUGUGUAUGGCUUACAGAAUGCAAAGGUCGGUCUGUGUCCGCUGCGAAGAUGCGGCUCAUAUCUGCCGCUCUUGCGCAUCAUGUGGGCGACGGCAUCAGCCAAAGCGAUGUCGUUCCGCGAAAGCAAGCCGCCAUCAGGACGCAAUACCCUCUCUGCAACGCUCCCAUUCCAAUUGGCCGUCCGGCCGUCGUCAUCGAGUGAAAGUGUGAGAGCAUAGUUGGCCCGUGCGAUGUCGGCAGAGGGCGCCAGGGAUAUAUCUCGUUUCGGAUCGAAAGGGUGCGGAGGACGCGGCUCUCUCGAACGCGAUCUCGCCAGCAGCCCCUCAAGCGACGAGGCAUUCGCCAGCAUCUCCCUCUCAUCGGCCAGCACAUACAUGGGGUGCCUGUCCAGCGGGUCAGCGGUGUUGGCGAGGCAUGUUGCGUUGCUGGCGAGCGAUUCUGGGGCAAAGCCGCUCGUCUCGGCCUUGCCCGCGUCAUGUGAGACGAUCCAGAAGUGGUCGCGGCCGGCAGAACGGUCGUAGUGGGGGUAGCUGGCGCGUAUCCAUGCGAUGACGAUGCCGACCAUGGCCGUGGUCAGGAAGCCCCCGAAGGCUCGAGCGCUCAUCUGCGGCAGUGAGGGGCCGCCAUUCAGCCGUUUCUGAGCCUUUCGCGCCACCAAUUCCCAACGACCUGAAGACGUACAUCCAUAGUAGCUAUGGGCGUAAGCACCCAUCCACCCGCUGCUUGAUCACCCGAGAAGAUGGGCAGCUGAAACAGGGCGGUCUUGCCUUGUUCUGCUGGGGGUGUCGCCGCAUACUUGGACUGCCGCAGGACGUGCCAGAAGAUGCUGUCCAAGUCAUACGCCUACACAUGACACCAACACACCAAAAACACCCAUGUGCCUGUCUUGUGUGCAUCUCCCAUGGCACGGAUACUCACUGAGUUGCGAUUUGAGCUGAGCAGCGUGUCGACAGACGGGACACCGGGCACCUGAAGCCGCACCGAUGCCAGCAUGUCGGUGUCCGCGCCGUUUUCCUCCAGGAAGCGGCGCAGCACCUUGCGGCCAGGGAGGGGGUACUGGAACACCCGCAGAUCUCUCUCCAUCCACCGCAACAGCUGAUGCAGGGCGGCAAGGCUCCACUCGUAGUCGAGCCUCGUUACACUGGUACCGAAAUGCUGAGUGAGGUUCAUCCAUGCCCUGAACAGGCCAGCGGCAUCAGGCACCGAGGGAAUGGCGGGCCGCAGGAGGCACUCGCACUUCUGCAUCACGAAUUCGUCCAGGAAGGCUGCGAAGCCCGCCGGGGUGCUGCUGACACCCCUGCUGGCGCUGCCGGCGCUGGUGAUAUUGUCGUCAUUCCCCUCGGCUGCCGGGUGGAGCUGCAGCAGAUUGGUGACGUGUAUGAUGGCCAGCAGCGACACGGAGAGCGUCGCAAGAACCAGAGAUGAGAGUCGCAUAAAC